Messenger RNA from Dendronephthya gigantea, 177 nucleotides. RefSeq lists its product as uncharacterized. The annotation marks the transcript as partial. Lineage: Eukaryota; Metazoa; Cnidaria; Anthozoa; Malacalcyonacea; Nephtheidae. The transcript is spliced from 2 exons. The record is from RefSeq and is a predicted model, not a curated record.
AUGUGUACAUAUACGUGUACAUAUACAUAUACAUAUACGUAUACGUGUACAUAUACAUAUAUGUAUACGUGUACAUAUACAUAUACGUAUACGUGUACAUAUACAUAUACAUAUACGUAUACGUGUACAUAUACAUAUAUGUAUACGUGUACAUAUACAUAUACGUAUACGUGUACA